CUUUGUUAAGUAUUAAUAUAGAAGCCAAACUUAUGCCAACUGUACAUUUGAUUCCAACCAAGCUUGAAGUAGACAUGAGGAGGGCCAACCUUACAUUGGGAAUAUGAAUCAAAAUAAUGACGUUGAUUUGAACGGAACUUUUAAACGUUCGCUGUCCGUGCCAGCAGCUGUGCGACGGAAAAACAACAAAACUAUGCUCACUUGCACCCCUGGUGGUGGGAAUGUGGUGAACGGAAACGCUCGACUGAAUCGAAUUUGCGACCGCCAUGUUGUUUCAGGGAAAAAGCGAGACAUUCGAGUUAGCCGGUUCGAUCCCGCCGGCAUUGAUCUUCCUUUUGAACUCCUUAAGAAGAUAAACGAUGCGGGAAGUCAUUCUGAGGUGGGGAAGAGUAACAUCCGGAACGGAUCUGCUCACGAUCCCUUGAAACCGAUGACCUCCAAUGAUAAAGUGGAGCGAAGGAAAGAGACGAGGAUCGUACGGAAGUUGAUAAGUGUCCGGAGGAUGGCGAGCUUCACAAACCGCAGUCCCAAAAACUGUUGCAUUAAAACUGUCGAGAUCAAGAAAGAGCAAAGCGAAACACUCGGUAUUUUUAUUAAAAAACGGAAAAUUUCAAGAGGGACAGAUUUGUCUGUGCUUCCUGAUGGUACUCGAUGCAAAGAGGGAAUAUUUAUCAGUAGAUUGGAACCCAAAUGUAAAGCUGCAGUGCUGGGUCUAGUUAACCCUGGUGAUCAACUGUUGGCUAUUAACACAGUUGAAGUCAGCCAUCUAAGUGUGCAGAUGGUUGCUGCAAUAAUGGCCAUUGUUCAGCACAUGUCACUCACAAUUAGAACGCCGCAUUCGAACGAAAACGGUCGCACCAGCUCUAACCAUGUUGCUGUUACGCCUGUCGAGAAUUCUGUUAAAAGUACAAACAAACCAAGGAUGGAUGUUUUACCUGAGGACAUAGUGGUGGAAAGCAACGGCAUUAAAAUCGAUCGCAAUAGUAAUUUGAGUCGCGUUAAGGUAAAUAACUCAGCGGUAAAAAGUGUUUAUGACAACACAGUGCAAAAUACAACUAUGAACGAAACACAUACAGAAGCGCCGAAAAUUCCACCAAAAGAAUCAAAAAGAACAGCUUCCCCAAAAGUUAACAGCGAGUCGAAAUUGAAUGAAAAAUUCGACGAAUCCUUUCAGAUUUUACUUGAGGCAAUAGCUUGCCUUGAUAAACCAAAUAAUACAAACAACAACAGCAGCUUAAAGACACCGCCCCUACCACCAAAGUUGAAUCCUAAAACUAAACCACAAGAAACAACGAAUGAAAACGGGCAGCGUAGUUUACUGGAAGAAAUAUUAUCGACAGUUAAGAGCAAUAGUGAGGAGGGAAGACAGUGGACUUCCUAUGUUUCCUCUCAAAAUGAGGAAGACCACGCUCUUGAUUUGGGGAUGGCAGAUACAGUUUCGUUGCACGAACCAGAUUAUGACGAAGUAGCAGAUUCUGAUGAUGAGUCAUCUUUAUCCUCCAGUGGCGUUGAAGAAGAAGUAAGCGUGGAUGCUUAUUCCCAACCUCUACGAGAUGCAUCGGGCUCUUCGUCAUCUUCCGUGAACUCAUCCCUAAAUGCUGAGUCAGCAGAAAUAUUGCUGAAUCAUCAAAACACAGCUCGACGAUCGCAUUCGAUCGACGGCGCAAAUCUCUCUGAGUUGAAUCAUAGAAAUAAUAUUAACCACCAAGACCCAGCCUCAGGGAAAUAUAACAUCCCACCUUUCCCCACUCCUAACUUUGAUAGAACCAGCGACACUCAACCAAAGAACACACCCAGUGUUACUGUGGAUAAGAGAAGGGAAUGGCUGAAUAGAGGAACCAAAGUCUCGCAAGAAUUACAAAGCAGGUUAGACGGAACAUCCCAACCAACUAACAAUUUAACGAAGAGAAAAAACAGUUUGGAUUUAAACUUGGAAAACCAAAAGCCAUCAAAUCAGAAAUGGUUUCCCCGAAGCACGAGCAAGCGAACGACCUCCGAAUCCUCGAGUGGAAGCAAUAGUAAUGCAUCAAACUCGCCCAACACAAAUAGAACGGACCGUAAAAACUCUCUUAAAGGAAUUUUAAAAGGGAGCUCGGAAAAGAACGAAAGUUUAACAAAGAUGCAAAAAAGUCCAAGUGAAAAAUCUGCAAAACGACUUCUGUCAGUUAAUUCACCAUCUAGCCCACUUCAUAGCAAAACCAAGUUUUUUCCAACUCCUGAGCAAAGUUCUGACGUGAAAGAGAGUAAGGAUAUGAAGGAAUUAUCGACUGAUACCACAAGCAAGGAAUUAAGCCCUGAAUGGAAGGAUAAAAAAGAGUCGGUAAAUCAUAACAAAAACGAGGCGAGUGGAAGUAAAGUGACGUCGCCCGGCCGGAUGAGGAAGAAAAACUGGGGGAUGAAGAUAAUGAAGCAGUUUAAGAUGAUUCGAAGCAGUUCAGACAACGCGAGUGAAUACCGUUGUUGGGUUGGUGACGAACAAUUUGACGAACAGUUUGGUCGUGGAGUAAACCCACUCAUCCGUAACGUGACUCAGCAUAAUAUACAUAAGAAUAUUGACAGCAAUGACUCAGCGAUUCUUAACAGAUAUCAUCUCGACAUGAGCAUGGCACAACAGCGCCGCUUAAGUCGGCAACUCCUACUCGACAACACCAACACAGACCCGUCAAUCAAACCUCUAAAUUUAUCGCAGUUCCAAAAAUACAAACCACUGCCCAUGGUUAACACUCAGUUAUCUACUGCAGUUGACGGUUGUCUAGUAUUAACAUUGUACGGUGUGCGGGAGUUAAAGAAGACAUUAUGUGAAGCUUACUGUUUGGUGCAAGUAGAUGAUGCAAAGACUAAACGGAUCGGAACAACCAUGCAAACUUGCAGGGGGGCUGUGGCGUGGAAUCAAUGUUUUGAGAUGACGGUGAACCAAGCUCGUGAGCUCCACCUAGUGUUAUACACAUGGGAGAUGAGAGGAGGCAAACAGAAGGUGUGUUCGCACGCCACGUUGAACCUGGCACACCUCAUGCACGGCAAGCGACCGAGAGACAUGUUCUCCGAGAGGCUCGCAGUGAGGCUGGAGCCGAGGGGGACGCUUUAUAUUAAGAUUGGGUUGGAACACAACUCAUCUAGCACUGGCCCUCUAGUGUUCGGAGCCGAUCUCCAAAGCAUCGUUGAUCGAGAAAAUAAAAGUCUUGGAAUUCCUUCGUUGGUGAACUCGUGUAUUCAUGAGGUGGAAGAACGUGGGAUGCAGGUGGUUGGUGUAUACAGACUGUGUGGAUCAGCCAUUGUGAAGAAGAAUCUACGAAGCGAACUCGAGGCCUCCAAGAAUGAAGUGAAGCUCACUGCUGAACAAUAUCCUGAUGUUAACGUUAUAACUGGUAUAUUAAAAGACUUCUUGCGCGAAUUGCCACAACCUCUUUUCCCACCUGAGUUACUAGAAGCAGUGACAACAGCCAUGGAGAAUAAUCCAGGUCCCACACCCGUCCCAGCAGUCAAGGAACCGUUCGCCCCGAACCCUUCGUUAAUUUCCGGUGUAGAGCUUCCUCUCGUGGUAGAAGAAGCGAGCGAGGAACAAAAGCUUCGGACGGACGCGCUACUCAAACAUAUACAUGGUCUCUCUACUGCCCCCGCGGAGCAAGCGACGUUAUACGCGCUGUUGAAUCACCUCAAACGAGUUUCAAUGCACGCGCACCAGAAUAAAAUGACGUGUCAGAACCUCGCCGUGUGUUUUGGCCCCGUGUUGCUUGGCCCCGUCAAUGUGGGACCUACUAAAGGAUACCUCAACAGUAUUGACUUAUCAGCAGCCAUUGGUUUCAAACGUCACAUACAAGUGUUGAACUAUAUGCUGUCUAACUGGCCUGACACCCCUGUACUGCCACCAAGUGAUAUUAACGCAGGUGACAACAAGCGUGCAUCCCAGCGCAUGAGUUGCGUCAGUUUAACUCGUAGAUUGAGUAGGGUCUCGGUGAUGGAGGAAGAUGGGGGGGAAGAUGAGACGAUCAGGGCGUCAAAUGAUCGAGCUACACUCGUUAGUUUAGGAAGAAGUGAAUCUUUGAACAGCAUACUUGAGACUGAGGACAACUUUACUGAUCCAAACAUGGAUUAUGCAAGUAAUGCAAGUAAUGGCUUUGCAGAUUUUGCAGCAAGUUUGGUGUGAACUUCUAUCUUUGUACAGAUUACAGAACAACUUCACUUAUUUCAAGUUAUUUAGAAAAUAGAGGCGUGGCGCUUCACGCAACCCAUAAUUUAUGUAGAACAUCUUUUAUUUUAUUUGUUCCAGAGGUUUUCUUCAUUAGAUUUAUUUGUUUUCUAUGGUACAUGGCACUUUGGCGCCCCCAAUUGUACAAUAUCAGCAUAGUGCCUAAGUCUGUUUUAUUUGAUUUCUAUGGUGCUUUAAUUUGAAAUGUGUGCCGUUAUCCCAUCCCACCUUUUUAUUAUACACUGCAUGCUCAUCACUUUUACAUUUUAUCUUUUCAUUAUUUUUGGUGCAAACUUUAUUCUUUUUCACUUUUCUGCCAAUACGUUAUUUUGCCAAGGUGUUUGGCGACAUCAAGUGAAUCACAAUAAGAUUUCUAUGUUUUCGGUACAGGAUGAAAUUGCAAAAACCUACUUUGCAAAAACCUUAGAUCCCAUCCUUCCAAGGUCACCUCAAAGCUGUUUAUCUUGCCAUUAAAGUAAGCAAGUGUCCCUGGUUGUAUUGGAUCUUACCUCAAAAAAUAAUCAAGAAAUAAUUUUCAAAAAUCAAACCAAUUUUUGAAUCACAGCAAUUUUCGAUUUUUGUAAAAAUUUUAAAAAAUUCUCGUAAAUUCUACCUCAUGUAAAUAGAAGACCAAGACACAGUCAUUAUUACACAACAAUACAUAUUGUGUUUGGUCGUAAACUGCCUGCUCAAUAAAUGCACGUUGUGAUCACAGAA
This is a messenger RNA of Ciona intestinalis (vase tunicate), 4903 nucleotides long. Lineage: Eukaryota; Metazoa; Chordata; Ascidiacea; Phlebobranchia; Cionidae. The record is from RefSeq and is a predicted model, not a curated record.